This is a messenger RNA of Globicephala melas (long-finned pilot whale), 1786 nucleotides long. Lineage: Eukaryota; Metazoa; Chordata; Mammalia; Artiodactyla; Delphinidae. The record is from RefSeq and is a predicted model, not a curated record.
GAACAGAGUAAAGUGGUAUGUGAGCAUCAUGGGGCACACACUGGUUAAUUCUCCCUGAGCGGGGAGUAGAGAAACACCACAGAGAAACUGAGGGCAUCUGAAGUGGGUUUCAAUGGAUAGGUAGGAGUUUUCCAGAGGGACCUCAAUGAUCCUUUCAGUAAGUCCAGCGCCAAAAUUCUAUUCCCCAGGCCACCUCAGCAUUUCCAAACUGCAUCCCACAAACUCUAGUAUCUUCAAGAUGUAAAUUCAGUGCCCUCAGGGGGAAAAAAAUGUUUCCAUGAUGGAAGAGGUUUGGGAAGCAAAGAGUUCAAAUUAAACAGUCUCCCUUGCUAUGGGACUCCUCAGACCCUUUACUGUACUCACUUCAUUGUGAACGUCUGGGGAGGGGAGAGAGACUAAGGAUUUCCCUUCCUCCCUCUCCUCAUCUUGAAGAGUUCCAUGGAAUCCAGUUGGAAAGGUUCUCCUGGAGAUUUCCAGGUGAGCGCGGACUCCGGCACUCCACGGAGGCCUGGGCUGGCUCCCAGCCCCUGCCUACCAUGCACAUGAUGCAGCUGACUAUCCAUCCAUCCAGACAGGCCUUUACAAGCCCAGUAUCUCCAGAGGGCUCUCGGCCUGCUUCCCUCCCCACCUACAGCCAGGCCGGAGGCCCCAUGCAUGCUAAACAGGCCUGCCCCUCAGUACAGUCCCAGGAUGGAGAGCUGCGGGGUAGCUGGAAAGCCGAGGAGGAAGGCAAAAGCAUCUUUCACCAGCCAGGCCUGUGUCUGGCAGCUGCUGUCCCUGGCCCCUCGCUGCACCUGGCCGUGGGGCAUUUCUGAUUCUACUGGGCAGCACAGGGCCUCUGGAGCGAAGGUCUCGUACCUGGAAGCCCCAUCUUGCCUCAAGGGAGAGCAGAGCUGGACAGGAAGGGGACUCCAGACCAGGGGAACACAGACUAAUGCCACAUUCUCUCCUUCUCUCUUCCUUACCUCCUUCCCUCCUCCUUCCCACCUCCCUCCUACCUCCCUCCUCCCUCCUUCUCUUCUUUCCCUCCAUCUAACCAUAUCCAUCUACCCAUCCAGUUCAAAGUGCUUCAAGCCCCUGUUCUGUACUAGUCACUGUGGGAUUCACCAGACGUCUAUUGCUGAUAAAGGAUUCCUUCCUGCUCCCAGGGAGGAAAGGAAAGAAUCCUUUCUUUCUCCUCCCUCUAUUCCUUUCUUUUGCCUUUCCCCCUUCCUUCUUUCCCUUCCCUUCUCCCUCCUUUCCUUCCUCUGCCUUUCUGGUCCCAUCUCCCUAGGGCAGGCACUGUGUGCUCAUGACAGACAGAAUUCCAGUUCUGACCAUCUAGAGGGGAGCUCAAUGCCCACCACCGUGGAUGCACCAAACCGAGGGGGAAAGGAUGGGGUUGGAUCACAUGCCACUUCUGUCAGUCAUGAGUCCUCUGCUCAGACACCUGCACCCACAUCCCCCUCCCUGACGUUGGGGGUCAUUCCUGCACCACCUGGAGAGACCACAUCACUGCUCCGGGAUUCACGUUGUCUGCAAAACGAGGAUAAUGCCACUUUGUGGAUGCUGUUCCUAUUCCACAGGAAAGUUGUGAUCACAGAAAAUAAAAGCACUUUGCAGAACCUGAAGUUUCUCCCACUGGCGGGGUGGGGGGGGAGGGGCUGUUGAUUCCCACCCAUCUGCAGGGCAGGCUUCUCCCCAGUCCGACACCUCCCUCACUCAAACUCUCUUCCCCACCCCCCAUCCUGCCACCCAUUUUCUCUUCCUGAUAUGGGCGUGGCAUUGGCGAGGCAGGACUGUGCCC